GGCGUCCGUUAGCAAGCUGCCCGUGCAGUCUAGACCCACUGCGGGGGUGCUGGAGACGGUGCGGCUGAGCUGCACUCGCUUUUCCUGCUAGCGAAAGCUUUUGAUUAAGGACGGCGUGCGGAGCGCGGGAAAUGAAGGAUGGCAGCGCGCCGCGCACUCAAAGCUGUUUUGGUGGAUCUCAAUGGCACACUUCACAUUGAAGACGCAGCUGUGCCAGGCGCUCAGGAAGCUCUUAAAAGGCAAGGUAGUGCGUCUGUGAUGGUUAGAUUUGUUACCAACACAACAAAAGAGAGCAAGCAAGACCUUUUGGAAAGGCUAAAGCGGUUGGAUUUUGAUAUCUCUGAAGAUGAAAUAUUCACUUCCCUGACGGCAGCCAGAAAUUUAGUGGAGCAGAAACAAGUGCGGCCUCUGUUGCUGGUUGAUGAUCGAGCACUGCCUGAUUUCAAAGGGCUGCAAACAAAUGAUCCUAAUGCUGUGGUCAUAGGAUUGGCACCCGAGCACUUCCAUUAUCAAGCCCUGAAUCAAGCAUUCCGGUUACUCCUAGAUGGGGCCCCUCUCAUAGCAAUCCACAAGGCCAGGUACUACAAGAGGAAAGAUGGCCUGGCCCUGGGACCUGGGCCCUUUGUCUCGGCAUUGGAGUUCGCCACUGACAGUACCGCAACAGUGGUGGGGAAACCAGAGAAAACCUUCUUUCUGGAAGCACUACGGGGCACUGGCUAUGUGCCCGAAGAGGCCGUCAUGAUUGGAGACGACUGCAGGGAUGAUGUUGGUGGGGCUCAGAGCAUCGGGAUGCUGGGCAUCUUGGUGAAAACUGGGAAAUACCGAGCUGCAGAUGAAGAGAAGAUCAACCCACCACCCUACUUAACCUGUGAGAGCUUCCCUCAUGCCGUGGACCACAUCCUGCAGAACCUGCUGUGAGCCACUUGGAACACCAGAUCCCUCCCCUUUUUGGUGCCAGCAUAGACACACACACACCAACCCAGUUCCAUUAUGCAUUAACUAGAGAGAAUGGCAGCCAGGAAGUAGGCCUGGCUCUUCCCUUUUGUUUUAAGGAAGACGAGACCCAGCGAAGGGCUUAGCAGGGAUGUUUCUGCCGAUCCUGACGCAGUCAUGGGUGGGCAGGACAGGAAGGAGGCGCGAGUCCUACAUUUUUUGGCUCAGUAAUGCCUAGAAAGGGGCAUUUGCUAUAUUUCCAGUGUUGAAUUCAGCCGUGAGCUCCAUCUUUGUGCCGAGAGCCACGAGUCAGUAGCAGCAAAAUUGAACUGUCCUAUUGCCCAAGCGACGGGGUGACUUUGCUUUAACAGGCGCCAAGGACUAGAUUGUCUGCAAUAUUUCCGAGCACGGAUGAUACCUCCCUCUCUUCAUUAGCCAGAGGUGACUAAUUUAAAUUUAGAGCCCGAUUUUAAUUUAAAAUAAUAUUUCCAUUAAUAACCUAUUCAUUGCAGAUACCUAUUACACUGUGUAACAGUUGUUUUGGAAAUUUUAUGUAAAAUUAAAACUAUCAGUAUUUUACAGAUGUUUUAAUUAGACAUUGUUAUUAAGAGGAACAGUGCAGAAACGAAAAUCAAGCCUUUAAUGUCUUAUAGACCAUGCAUUUUCGGAGUUAGUGUCCACCGGGGUCCUAUUAGCUGUACAUUUGCAAGAUUUCAUUAUUUUUGUCUCUGACACUAUGGGAAAAAUAUUUCAGGAGCUUUUGGGACAGAUUCAAGCCUUUAUGUACUUGGUUACUCCAGCUGUCAAAUGAAAUCUUGUCUUGUA
Molecule: messenger RNA, 1758 nt
Organism: Suncus etruscus (white-toothed pygmy shrew)
Lineage: Eukaryota; Metazoa; Chordata; Mammalia; Eulipotyphla; Soricidae
Gene: HDHD2
Product: haloacid dehalogenase like hydrolase domain containing 2
Exons: 7
Coding region: 139-918 (259 amino acids)
Biological process (GO): dephosphorylation
Molecular function (GO): phosphatase activity
Source: RefSeq, a predicted model, not a curated record